CCUAUAGGUGCAGUCAACAACAAACCGUGUCUAAUCAUAGGAGAUGUGCUAGAACGACAUAUUACAAGAGCAGGGUCACAGAUGGCAGGGCAUGUCCUCCUAACUUUGUUGAUCGCGCGAUUCGCAUGAACAGGCUUUAGUACUGAUUGCUUGUAACUCCAAAAACCUCGUCGACAUGGCUAACCCACGUGAUGGACUCAGCAUGGUUAUCGAUGGUGGUUCUGAUGGCUACAGCAGUUGCGGUUAUUGUAACGGGAAGCAAUGCUCCGUUUCGCACGGAAUGCAUGCGCGUGGUCUCACAGUCUAUGCGUACCAAGAUCUUAUCGACCAGGGAUGGCGUCGCUCCGGCACCUACCUCUAUAAGCCCGACCUCGUCCGCAGCUGCUGCAAGGCCUACACCAUCCGGCUAGAUGUGCAGCAGUUCCAACCGGACAAGGGGCAGCGGCGCCUGCUGCGCAAGUGGCGCGACUUCCUGUCCGGCUCUCAGCCUAUGGCCGUGGAGCAAGGCGAGGGCAGCGCCCCUGGGGACGCCGGCGGCAGCAACGCAGCGUCCACAGACGCUACCAGCCAUGCCUCUCUUCAGGGGGCUGCUGACGGUGCCGCAGCAGGUCCCCAGGGGGCCGGGGCGGAGGCGGGGGCCGAGGAGACACGGGCGCUUCUGCAGCAGCUGCUGGCGGCAGCGCUGGCGGCGGCGGUGUCCGCAGGCGAGCUGCCGCAGUGCGACUACCCGGCACCUGUCGUACAGCUGUGUACGGCAAAGCAGCGUCAGUCGCUGCAAGCUGACGUCGGCUUCACCUCGGCUUCAGCCUUUCAGCUGGCUGCGGCCGCAGCGCGGCGGAACGCGGCGUCAUCUGAGGCAGGAGCGCCGCCGAGCGUUGCCCCGCCGCCAAGCAAGCAGCAGCGGAAGGCCGCCGCGGCGGCGCAGGCAGCGGCCUCGUUGAGCGCGCAGAGCGUGGCGACGUUGCUUACUCGUCAUUUUAACUCUCUGGUUGCUGCCGGCGGCAACAACAGCAAGGUCGGCAGCGGGGAGGGUGUUGCUGCCAGUCAGGCUCCGACCGACCCUUCUUCUGCAGGGCAUGCCUCGGCCAUGCACUUCGACGGCGAUGGCAGCGGCUCUGCGGGAAGCAGCUGCAUCCAGCCCAUGCAGACGUUGCUAGGGGAACGGCGGCCGGAGGCGCUUGCGGCUAAAGGACACAUCAACUUCCGCCUGCCCACCAGGGCUGUGCCAAGGCAGGAUGGCAGCAAUGACAGCACUUGCGCCGCUGGGGCGGCGGCGACGGCGCAAGGACCGCAGGAGGACGCCGCUGGCACACGGCCGGGUGCGCGUGGAGGGGGUGCAAGUGCAUCCAGGGGCCCGUCGGGUGAUGGGUCGGGAAGGCGUGUUGCGGCGUCCACCGUGGCACCGGGCGGUGCGGCGGCGGCGGUAUCCGCUGCUGCCUCUGACCCGCUGGAGAUGCCAGGGGGGCGGCUGGAGGUGCGGCUGGUGCGCAGCGGCUUCCUGGAGGAGGAGUUCCAGCUGUACAGCAGGUACCAGGUGUCGCAGCACGGGGACCGCCCCGAGGAGCUCAGCCGCGCCUCCUACAAGCGCUUCCUGGUGGACUCGCCGCUGCGACCCGUGGGUCGGGACCGCGACCCCGCUGCGCCCGAGUGCGGCUACGGCUCCUUCCACCAGCAGUACUGGCUAGAUGGUGCGUUGGCCCCUCGUCCACCCCUUGUCAGUCCGGGCUCAGGGGCUAACGCACACACGACUCGUGGCCAGUUUUCUUAGCACACGCGGCAUCUUGCAGUCCUGGCCUUUUUCCUUCACUACCUCACUGGACCUCACCUGACCUCACCGCCGUAGUUCGGUCCACAAUCAGAUACACGCUAAGACCCAG
Molecule: messenger RNA, 1877 nt
Organism: Astrephomene gubernaculifera
Lineage: Eukaryota; Viridiplantae; Chlorophyta; Chlorophyceae; Chlamydomonadales; Astrephomenaceae
Source: the annotation of a GenBank genome assembly